Messenger RNA from Psylliodes chrysocephalus, 517 nucleotides. NCBI's taxonomy places the organism in Eukaryota, Metazoa, Arthropoda, Insecta, Coleoptera, Chrysomelidae. The record is from the annotation of a GenBank genome assembly.
AGCAAUCUAUAUAACAUAUAAUAUUGACCCUGUCAAUUUUGAAUUUUGACAGGCAGGUAUGUUAUAAGUUUUUAUUUAUAAGCAAGAUAGAAGAAUAUUACCCGCUAAAAAAAUACUUAUUAUUUGAUAAAAAUGUUAAGAGAAAAAGUGAACGGUGAUCAACUCCCCUUGUUCAUAAACAAAAAAGUUUCCCUUACGGGAUUUGUUACACAAAAAGCUCCAAAUGGUCUAUGGUUUGAAAUAAGGACUCCAGACAACCAAAUUGUUAAAAUCAGUAUGAAAAGACCAAUUGAUCAACCACUAGAAGGUUAUGUUGAGGUGGAAGGUACAUCAACAGGUAAUGGAGUUACUGCUGAUGAAUACGUAAUAUUUGACAAUGAAAAAUUUGACGCCAAAGGCUACACUGCAAUGUGCCAGAUCUUGAAUCAAGUUCCCAAAUUAUGGAUUCUAGAAUAAGUGUUUAAGAUUACAUUGCAUUAUAAAUUAUUUUUGAUAUAAAAUAUUUUUUUCUGACUGA